Neurospora crassa OR74A is the source of this 605-nucleotide messenger RNA. RefSeq lists its product as hypothetical. Gene Ontology annotation, cellular component: mitotic spindle; DASH complex. The record is from RefSeq and is a predicted model, not a curated record. Bases 156 to 374 code for a protein of 72 amino acids. The transcript is spliced from 5 exons. Gene Ontology annotation, biological process: attachment of spindle microtubules to kinetochore. Lineage: Eukaryota; Fungi; Ascomycota; Sordariomycetes; Sordariales; Sordariaceae.
CGCGUUUAGUGCACGCAUGGCACAUGUCAGUGCAGUGCCUGUCACAUUCGAGAACCCUUUUGGACACACCUUGCCUGGUUCUGUAGCUCUUGUUGACACCAUCACCAUCAUCAAUCGGGUUCAUCCGUGGAUGUACGGCUUUGACUACCUACACAAUGGAGAGCCCUCAUGAGCAUCAACAGAACUUGCUACUGUCACGCAUUAUCACCAACGUGGAAAAACUCAACGAGGCUGUUGUUGUAAUGAACAAGGCUUUGCAGGAAAUCAACAUCCAAAACAUGAACAUUGAGCUGGUUGCGCAAAUGUUCAAGAACUACCAGUCUAACGUGCUAUUUCACCUCGAAGCUACUGACAACCUGAAAGAGCCGUCUUGAUAUUCUCUGUCGUGGUCGUUAUCAAUUCAAGCUUACCUAUCUCGGGGAAAGAUAGCGGAAUCAAAGAGAUACCCAACAAACAUCCUUGAAAUGAAAUACCAUACUUAGAAGUACCUCUACACCAGGCAACUGACCUCUGAUUGUCAUAUACAUAAGUCCUAUUUUCAACUUAGUUGCUCCCCCAUAUCCACCCCUUGCAUGCCGCUCCAGGUCCCAGGUCGCUGUACUGUA